Messenger RNA from Photinus pyralis (common eastern firefly), 2677 nucleotides. RefSeq lists its product as uncharacterized. The transcript is spliced from 5 exons. The record is from RefSeq and is a predicted model, not a curated record. Bases 39 to 2123 code for a protein of 694 amino acids. Lineage: Eukaryota; Metazoa; Arthropoda; Insecta; Coleoptera; Lampyridae. Gene Ontology annotation, molecular function: zinc ion binding.
UAAAUUUCUUAGUGUAUGGUUUACGAAACAUUUUAAUCAUGGAUGUGAAAAAAACUAGUGUAAGGGUUAACUUUAAUUGUAGUAUAUGUGAUAAACAUUUUUACGAUAAAAGUAAUUUAAAUCGGCAUUUAAAAACGAUUCAUAGUGUACCUAACCCACCACAAGAGAAUCAGAUAAAUGUAAAAGAUGAUGGACAAGAAAGUGUUACUAAAGUCCAACAGUGUGAUAUAUGUGGCAAAAACUUCUUUGAUAUGAGUACAUUAAAUAGACACUUACAAAAAGUACACAAAUUAAAUGAAAAUAAAUGUGUGAAAAACUCUAUCCUUUGCUUAGAAUGCAACAGCAAAUUCUUAAAUAAAAAACUUUUAAUUGAGCAUUUAGUUAUUAAGCAUAAUUUUGAGGACGAUUGGUAUGAACAUACAUUUUGUUCUUUAAAAGAUUUCCAGUCCUGGAUACUUAAUAUUGAACAAGAAAAUAAAACACAAUAUGUACGUAAGAAGGGAAAAUGUGUGAAAAAUAAUUGUACAGUGAUUUAUUAUGAGUGUAAUCGUUCAGGAACAUUUAAAAGCAAAUCUUCGCAGAUCCGGAAUCAAAAAACACAGGGCACUCAGAAAAUUGGCUUUUCAUGUACCAGUCAUCUAAAACUGAAAGUUUGCAAUGAAACAAAUAAUGUAUCAGUAAGAUAUUUUAAAACUCAUUAUGGACACGAUUUACAACUUCAACACAUCCGAAUACCAAAAAGUGCAAGGAACGAUAUUGCUGCCAAACUUGUGUUAGGAGUGUCAGUUCCAAAGGUAGUCGAUACUAUUCGUGACAGUAUAGGACAAGGUGGUGAUUUACAACGUUCUGAUCUAAUCACAAAAAAAGACAUAUAUAACAUCAAAAAAUCUUUUCAAAUUGACAUUGUAGAUGGGUUACGCCAUUCUGAUGAUGCCACAAGUGUGGCUCUGUGGGUUAAAGAAUGUGAUAAAAAUAAUCCAGUUCGGUUUUUUAAACCACAAGGGUCAGACGAUCUUGAGUAUGGAUUGAAUAUAUCCGAUUUUUGUCUGAUUAUUAUGAAUUCAUUUCAAAGUGAUACACUAACAAAAUAUGCAUCAAAGUUUGUUUGUAUUGAUGGUACCCAUGGUACAAAUCCCUAUGAUUUUGAAUUGACAACAGUUUUAGUUGCCGAUGAAUUUGGCGAAGGAAUGCCAGUUGCGUUCAUGAUUUGCAAUAGAAAAGACACAGCUACAUACGAACUAUUUUUUAAUGUUAUAAAAAAUUCAUCUGGUAGCAUAAAUACUCUUACGUUUAUGACUGAUAUAACAGAAACAUAUUACAAUGCUUGGAGGUCUGUAAUGGGAGACGUGCCAAAUCGCCUUUUUUGCUCAUGGCACAUUGACAGAGCAUGGAGAACGAAUUUGGCAAAAAUUUCAUCAGCCACCUCGGAACAAUCUGUACAUAAACGAAAAGAUGUAUAUAAGUUCCUUAAAAAUGUUCAAACUUGUCUCUCGGUUGAAGAAUUUCAAUACCAGUACAACAACUUCAUAAAUUAUCUUCAAGAAGAUCCAGAUACUAGUCAUUUUUAUAACUACUUUACCAGUUAUUAUGGACAUAAUCACUCUUUAUGGGCGUAUUGUCAUAGAAAAGGAUUGGGAAUUAAUACAAAUAUGUAUUUGGAGUCUAUGCACCGUAUUAUAAAAUAUGAAUAUUUAGAUGGCAAAAAAGUUAAACGUUUAGAUAAAUCACUGCAUAAUUUAAUGCGAUUUACACGUGACAAGCAAGUGGAGUGGAUAAUUAAAGUAACUAAAGGAAAAAAUACCAACAAAAUUAAUUCGAUUAACCAAAGUCAUCAAAAGGCUCUCCACGCUAAACUUAGUGCACAUGAAGUAAAUGAAGAAGGUUCGAAGAAAUGUACGGUUCAGAAUAUAGACAAUAGUAAUGUAUACACAGUAGAAGAACGAGCACAUGGCAUUUGUUGUAGUUUGACAUGUCAAAACUGCAGCAUAUGCUAUCAUUCUUACAGCUGCACUUGUACCAAUUAUUUUAUACAAAGUAAUAUAUGCAAACAUAUACAUUUUGUUUGUAUACAGACAAAAAAUAAGGAAUGUAUGGAAAUCGCAGACACCAUUGUGUGUCAUUAGAUAGACAAUGAUGAAAUUAAUACAGUAGCCAAAAGUUUAUUUAAAACACCAACAGAUACUUCUAGUUUACAAAAUGAGCUUGUUAGUGCAGCUCUGGAAUUAAUUAACUUAGCAAAGAAAACAGUGGAUACCAGCAUACUAGCCACUGCAACAAAACAAGUGAAAACAAUAAAUGCUUUGUUAGAAAUUGGAUCAAAUUUGAAUGAGCAAGAACUUAACAUUCCAGUUGCAAUGAAAAGGGAACCAGCAAAUAAAAACAUUUCCAAACAAAUGCAGUUCUUUUCUACAAAAAGAAGUCACAAUAAAUCUAAGGCUUAUGCUAAUUAAAUAUUCCCGUUCCUUUGUUACCUGCACAAACAGUUCCAAUUUUAAUGUAAUUUUACUAUUUUUAAAAAAGCAUGUUAGAAUUAAAGAAACUCAUUAAACAGCACACCCAAAUGACAUCAUCUAAUAAACUACCCUGUUGUUUAAUCGAAAACAAGUAAUUGUAAAAAUGAUUACUUCUUUUUUCUAGUUAAUAGAUUUAUAAUUACGAUUUUUGUAGAUCUAUUAAA